AUGCCCGAUAAAAUUCUGAAUCUGCCAUUUUCUUGGUGUAGGAACAACAAGUUUGAUUUGGUGAGUGCAUCAUACUACCACACAGUGAGCCCAUUGACCAACACUGCAGUGGGUGGAGAGUUUACCCACAGCUUCUCGAGCAGCGAGAACACCAUCACAGUUGGCACUCAGCAUUCACUGGACCCACUCACCAACGUGAAAGCACGUGUGAACAAUGCUGGCAAGGUUAGUGCUCUGAUCCAGCACGAGUGGCGCCCAAAGUCUCUCAUCACCGUUUCUACUGAAGUCGAUGCCAAAGCUUUCGACAAGAGUGCCAAAUUUGGCUUGGCUUUGGCCCUCAAGCCUUAA
Messenger RNA from Erythranthe guttata (spotted monkey flower), 348 nucleotides. The record is from RefSeq and is a predicted model, not a curated record. NCBI's taxonomy places the organism in Eukaryota, Viridiplantae, Streptophyta, Magnoliopsida, Lamiales, Phrymaceae.